AUGAGUGCUUCAGGGGUUGAUAUCGGCGACACCGACGCGAUUCGACACCGGGGCCACCCGGAAACCGUCCCGGCGCACCUGGAGGUCGUCAGCGACGCCAAGUACGACGCCGACCUCGGCAAGAAGGCCGCGUUCGACCAGCGCCAACAGUUCGGCGAGGGUAUGGCCCAGCUCGAGCGCUGGUUGGCGCCAUUGGCGCUCACGGCGCUUGCCCUCGGGGUGCGGUUGUACCGCAUCUCCGCCAACGACGGUGUCGUCUGGGACGAAGCCCAUUUCGGCAAGUUUGGCUCCUACUACUUGCGCCACGAGUUCUACCACGACGUCCACCCGCCGUUGGGGAAGAUGUUGAUUGGGUUGUCGGGGUACCUUGCCGGCUACAACGGGUCGUGGGACUUCCCUUCGGGCACCAAAUACCCCGAAUACAUUGACUACACCAAGAUGAGAGUGUUCCAGGCGGUGUUCUCGACCCUCAUGACCCCGUUCGCUUACUACACUUGUAAGGAAAUCGGGUUCUCGGUGUGGGCGACAUGGUUGUUCUCGCUCAUGGUGGCGUUGGAACAGGUCUACGUCACCCUCGGUAAGUUUAUUCUUUUGGACUCGAUGCUUUUGUUUUUCACCGUCACCACGGUGUUCUGUUUCACCCGCUUCAACAACUUCAACAACGCCAAAGAAGAAUUCGGCCGCAAGUGGUGGAAGUGGUUGCUUUUGACCGGGGUCUCCAUCGGUUGCGUCACCUCGGUGAAGAUGGUGGGUCUCUUCGUCACGUCGUUGGUCGGUAUUUACACCAUGGUCGACUUGUGGACAAAGUUGUUCGACAGAAAAGUGUCGUGGUCGAAAUACACUGGCCACUGGAUCGCCCGUGUCAUUGGGCUUAUCGUCGUCCCCAUUCUGAUCUUUGUGCUCUCGUUCAAGGUGCACUUUGACUUGUUGUACAAGCUGGGUACCGGUGACGCCAACAUGUCGUCGCUUUUCCAAGCCAACCUCGUGGGUCUGGACAUUUCCGGCGGUGCUCGUGACGUCACCAUGGGCCACUCGGUGGUCACGUUGAAGAACAUGGGCUUGGGCGGUGGCUUGUUGCACUCGCACGUGCAAACCUACCCUGAAGGUUCCAACCAACAACAAGUGACCACUUACUCUCACAAGGACGCUAACAACCACUGGGUCUUCCAAAGAGUCCGUGGCCAAGAAGCCUACGACGUCGCCAAGACCAACGAAACCGAAUACAUCACCGAUGGGAUGAUGGUGCGGAUCAUGCACCCCAACACCGGCAGAAACUUGCACACUCACCACGUCAACGCUCCCGUCACCAAGAACCACUGGGAAGUCGCCUGUUACGGUAACUUGACCAUUGGUGACGAAAAGGACCACUGGGUCAUCGAAGUUAUGGAACAAUUGUCGGACGAGGACAAGGAAGUGAUCCACCCCUUGACCACCACCUUCCGCAUCAAGUCGCCUGUGCUUGGGUGCUACUUGGGUGUCACCGGUAAGUCGUUGCCCGCGUGGGGUUUCCGUCAAGGUGAAGUUGUUUGCUACAAGAACUCGUUCAAGAAGGACAAGCGUACCUGGUGGAACGUCGAAAACAACAAGAACGACAUUUUGCCUCCUCCCCCCGACAACUUCACUUGGCCCAAGACCAAGUUCUACAAGGAUUUCGUCCAACUUAACUUGGCGAUGAUGGCCACUAACAACGCGUUAGUACCCGACUCCGACAAGCAGGACGAUUUGGCCUCGAAGUGGUGGGAAUGGCCCACUUUGCACGCGGGUAUCCGUAUGUGCUCUUGGGCCGACUCCUCCGUCAAGUACUACAUGAUGUCGUCGCCUGCCACCACCUGGACCUCGACGGUCGGGGUGUUGGUGUUUGCCGGUAUGACCCUUUACUACUUGCUCAGAUGGCAACGUCAAAUCGAUGACUUCCCUGCUUCCAACCCCAGCAAGCUCAAGAAGUUCGUUAUGGGGGGGAUCUACCCGAUGUUCGGGUGGGGGUUGCACUUCACUCCCUUCGUCAUCAUGGGCAGAGUCACUUACUUCCAUCACUAUGCGCCUGCGCUUUACUUUGCCAUGUUGGUGUUGACCUACGAAAUUGAAGUCGUCGCCGACAACAUCAGAAACAAGGCCGUGUACAAGGCGUGGUUCGUCAUCUGGUACGCGUUGGUCAUCGGGUUCUUCAUCUACUUGUCGCCGAUCUCCUUCGGGAUGGAAGGCUCCAAGGAGAACUACAAGUACCUUGAUGUGUUGCCCUCCUGGAAGGUCGGUAACGACAACUACCGCUAA
Molecule: messenger RNA, 2271 nt
Organism: Diutina rugosa
Lineage: Eukaryota; Fungi; Ascomycota; Pichiomycetes; Serinales; Debaryomycetaceae
Gene: PMT2
Product: dolichyl-phosphate-mannose-protein mannosyltransferase
Exons: 1
Coding region: 1-2271 (756 amino acids)
Biological process (GO): protein O-linked glycosylation via mannose
Cellular component (GO): membrane; endoplasmic reticulum
Molecular function (GO): dolichyl-phosphate-mannose-protein mannosyltransferase activity
Source: RefSeq, a predicted model, not a curated record